UUAUGGGAUUUUCUUGAUUUUUGCACUAUAACUUUACAAUUAGAAUUUAGGUUUAUCAUUAUUUUUAACAACCAUUAUUCUGCGACUAUUCAGCUCAACAGAUUGCAUUCACGAUGCAAUUUCUUCAAUGAUGCCUUCUCAUCUCCCAAACCUAAUCAGUGCAUCAUUAAUUUUAGUUUGAAGGUUUUUUCAUUCAACUAUUUGUAUAAAUAUGUGCUAUCUGAUUUCCAGAUCUUCAUCCCUUCGAACCCUUCUUUUUUUUCUUACGAUUAUGAUUUUGUCUUAACCCACUAUGGCAGCGACAAGACGCGAUUUUGACUUCUGUUCGUUAUUUCACGACUCUUUGGCUUCUCACACUGAUUAGCCUGCGAAGCUUUUUCAUUCGAAGAAAACCAUCUAAAGUUAACGAUGAUGAUGAUCUUGAGAUCGCAAAGCUUGGGAUUUCUCAGGAUGUUUGUAGUUAGUUUAUCUUGAUAUAUUGCUGAUGCUUUUCCUUUCAGAUUUACAAAGUCCCAUUAGCAGAUGUUGAAGCAUUGAAGUCACCUUAUUGUUGAAAUCAAAUUGGUAGAAUUAUAUUUGAAGUAAAUGUCAGAUUUUGUGACUAUUUUAUUUCAGGUUCAUGUGGAAGAAGACAUCUUAAAUGAACCUCUUUUUUGUCGUUUAUUUUUCGUUGUUGAACCUCUUAAUCUCUUUAUGCAUAAAAGUCUUAAACUCUUUAGUUUUAUGAGUUACUAUCUGUUGUUUCAGCUUGGAUACGAACUCAAAGACGGCCAAGUUGAGAGUUUGGCGUUUCAAAGCCGUGACUGAGUAAAAUUGUUACUUCAUAAUUUUGAGUUUGGCCAAGUUGAGAGUUUGGCGUUUCAAAGCGUUUCAUAAUUUUGAAUAUGAUUUUAAACCAAGUUAUUAUGGAAUUUGUUUAGUUAUUGUUACUUCAAAUUCAUAGGUGGCAGAUUUGUUUAUGUUAGAUUUUUUUGUAUAUGUUAGACUUUUUCUCUUUUUUAUUCAUGAGUUUUCUUUCGAUGUAAGCACAUUCUUCCUUCCUUCUUCUAUCUCACCAUAUGUAUUGUAUUCCAAUGUUGUCUUUCUUAGGUUGUAAUGAACACAAAUGGCUACAACCUUCCAGUUGAUAUAUGGAGCUUAGGAUGCACACUUAUUGAAAUAGCAGCGUUGAAGCCUCUGUGGAGUCAGUAUGAAGGGCGGGACCUAUUAGCUCGCCCAAAUGCCCUGAAAUUACUAAAGCACCCCUUACAUGUUUCCUCUUACAUGUUUGAUGGAAGCCGAACACCGGUUGUGAUUUGGUUAGCUGUAUUUGUGGUCAAGUAUUUUGGAUCCCCAGUUGUUGGUUUGGGCUUCAGUGGUUCUUUGGCGAGCAGUCUCCCAAAGCACGGGGAACACAGAUUAUGUCAUGUACUGUGUAAUCUCUCCAAUGUUACUUAGCCUAUGUAACUAGAGUUUCAAACAAACCAAUUUUUCAAGACUUGCUUUAUGAUAUGUUUUUCAAAUCAGUGGCACGAAACUUGAUCUUACCUUUUGGGAGUCAUACUCGACCCAAUUUAUGGCAUACACGACUGACAAUGGACCACCGGUUGUCAUACUCACUCAUUAUUAGUGUCGUCAAAGUUCAUAUAAAAUCCUUUAUUAAAUAUCAAUCUUACUUACUGUUAUUGUGUUUUUAUUAUUUCAUUGACAACCAUUUUUCUUGCAGCCACUGGAAAGUUCAACCUUUCAAAUGUUUAGAAUGGUUCUAAACUACUUCUCAACUAUGACCAUCCACAAGUCAUAGCAUUCAAGUCAAAGUACAUCGUGCACAUUACUUUUUUUAUGAUAUUACUCUUAACUUACGGCACUGUUAUUACAUCCAAGUAUACUUUUAUAAAUGAUUUUCUGUUAUAGCUAUGUAUGAUGCAGAAAAAAUUUAUUAUCCCGUACUGAAGUUGAAAAAUUAACAACUUCUAUUUUCUGGUAUAACUAUGUAUCAGUAGGUUCAUAUUCUUGACCGAGUUUGAAAAAACUAAUUCUUCGUACACGGUAUGUUACU
This is a messenger RNA of Vicia villosa (hairy vetch), 2038 nucleotides long. RefSeq lists its product as uncharacterized. Lineage: Eukaryota; Viridiplantae; Streptophyta; Magnoliopsida; Fabales; Fabaceae. The transcript has 4 exons. The coding region runs from base 1096 to 1437 and encodes 113 amino acids. The record is from RefSeq and is a predicted model, not a curated record.